AUGGCAACAGGACAAACCUCCAACUCCAAGCAGGACCAGCUUGCCAAAGAUGCCAUGUUCCUUCUCGAACUCAUGCGUGACUCGCCUCAAGCGGUCCUUUUCCACAUCAGCCCGUACUGCCAAAAGACCGGCACCAAGCCGAACACUAUCGUGAAGCGCCUCAGCGAGAUCAAGAAGCGCAACAAGCUGAACAUCAUCACCACCACAAACCCGCCAGGCGGCCACGGCAACAGCUACACCUUCCCCAAGGCCGACAAUAACGGCGAGGCCGCACCCAAGGGCAAGCGUAAGCGAGCCUCCCAGUCUGUCAAGCAGAGUGUCCCAGAAGGACCCUUCGCAGGACCAGUCAAUGUGGAAACGAAGGACGCUCACGACAUGGGCACCGCCUAUGGCCUUCCUUCGCCCGCGGCGUCUGCUGCAGGAGGUUUCCCGGCACCCGUGACCGCCAGCAUCGCAACUAUGGCGCAGAUCCCCAGCUACAUGCCACAGAAACGGACCUUGGAUGACCGCGACAGCUUUGGCUUUGAGGCUGUGAACAAGAAGAUCAAGACGGAGUUCUGA
Molecule: messenger RNA, 561 nt
Organism: Fonsecaea erecta
Lineage: Eukaryota; Fungi; Ascomycota; Eurotiomycetes; Chaetothyriales; Herpotrichiellaceae
Exons: 2
Coding region: 1-561 (186 amino acids)
Source: RefSeq, a predicted model, not a curated record